CUUCCGGUGUCAUCGCUCUUGGCGGGAGACUUUGCUCAGACAACAAACAGAAAAUCCUUAACUUUAUACACUAGCGGCUUUUGAACGCGGAACCCGUCAAGUAGCAGCGGUGAAACGAUCUGGCUGUCUGAUGGUAAAGAAAAGUCCUCCAGGAUGAAUUGUGAGCUUUUGGCAACGUGCAGUGCUCUCGGCUAUCUGGAGGGAGACACCUAUCACAAGGAAGCGGAUUGCUUGGAGAGUGUAAAAGACCUGAUCAGGUUUUUACGGCAUGAAGAUGACACCCGUGAUAUCCGCCAGCAGCUGGGUGCAGGCCAGAUUGUACAGAAUGACCUUCUUCCUAUUAUCAUUCAGCAUGGACAGGACAAGGCCUUAUUCGAUGCCUGCAUCAGACUCAUGGUUAACCUCACUCAGCCUGCCAUGCUUUGCUUUGGUAAAGUCCCCGAUGAUCCGGUGUUUAGACAUCACUUUUUGCUAGUGACAUCUCAUCUACAAGCGUAUAAAGAGGAAUUUGCCGGUGAAGCGGUGUUUGGCAUUUUAAGUGAGACAUUAUACACACUUCUACAGCUAGACUGGGAGCAGAGACAGGAGGAGGAUAAUCUGCUCAUAGAAAGGAUCCUGCUGCUGGUCAGAAAUGUGCUUCAUGUACCUGCAGAUCCCUGUGAAGAGAAGAAAGUGGACGAUGAUGCCAGCAUCCAUGAUAGGCUGCUCUGGGCCAUUCACAUGAGUGGUUUCGAUGACCUAAUCAAGUUCCUUGCUUCGGCCCAGAGUGAGCAGCAAUGGAGUAUGCAUGUGUUGGAAAUAAUCUCCCUCAUGUUCAGAGACCAGACGCCGGAAGGUUUGGUGAGCGCCGGUCAUGCUCGCUCAGCUGAGGAGAAGCACAGAGACACUCUGGAGCUGGAGGCACUGAGGCAGAAGGAGCUUGCAACAAAACGCUCCCGCACAUUGCAAAGAGGAACCAGACACUCUCGCUUCGGAGGGUCCUAUGUUGUUGAAGGUCUCAAGUCGAUUGGGGACAGAGAUGUGAUUUAUCACAGAAAUGUUCAUCAUUUCAAAAACUAUACUCAUGACACGGGGAAAGCAGUGAGACGUGUUCCCAAAAGGAAUCGUCAGGCCCGGGAAUGUAAGGACCAACGCCGCUCUGCAUUAAAUGUUCGACUCUUCCUGCGGGAGUUUUGUGUGGACUUCUUGGAGAACUGCUACAAUCGCCUCAUGUACCUUGUCAAAGAGAGUCUAAUUCGAGAGCAGACUCAGCAACAUGAUGAGACGUACUACCUCUGGGCACUUAGCUUUUUCAUGGCUUUCAACCGUGGCAACGGCUUCCGUGCUGACUUAGUUUCUGAAACCAUGUCCAUCCGUGCCUUCCAUUACAUUGAGCGCAACAUCACCAACUACUAUGAGAUGAUGCUAACCGACCGCAAAGAGGCCACGUCCUGGUCCCGCAGGAUGCACCUGGCUCUAAAGGCCUAUCAGGAGCUGCUGCUCACCGUAAACGAGAUGGACCGCUCACAGGACGAAAGCAUCCGACAAAGCUCUAGCGUUAUUAAAAGCAACAUAUUUUAUCUGAUGGAAUACAGGGAGAUUUUCCUGACCCUGCUGAGGAAGUACGAUGAAACCCGACAGCCUCACUCUUACCUCAUAGAUUUGGUGGAGUCCACUCAUCUAUUCUUGCGCAUGUUAGAGCGCUUCUGCAAAGGUCGCAGGAGCUUGAUGGUUCAGAAAAAGAAGGUGAGGCGGAGAAGGUCUCGCGGUAAAAAAAAGCCCUCUUCUCCAGAAACUAGUCCAGAGGCCCUUGUAGAGACCUGGAAGAUUGUGGAGGAAGAGUUGAGGGCUUCAGCCUUCCAGUUGUCCGAAUCUUUAACUGAGAACACCGUGCCAUUCGAUGCCACCUCUGAAACUCCCCUUGAGGAUCAAAAGACUGAGGCCAUGGUGCGGGUGCAGGAUGCCCUGCUGAGUCGACUGGCCCCGGAGGCCCUCGGGUUGCUGCGUGCAGCCAGAGAGGUGUGGCCGGAGGGAGACGUGUUUGGUUCUGCUGAUGUGGAACCCGAGGAGGAGCUGGAACUCCUUAAGCAGAUCCUGCAUGCCAACCUGCCAAGGUCUUCACCUCCUGAGCCUGCAGAGGAGGAAGAUGAGGAUGCAGCAGAGUUAGAAGAGGAUGAGUUGGAGUCGGUCCAGAUCUCUGAAAAAGAGUUCAACUUUCUCGACUUCAUCAAGCGGUUUUCCAACCCCAGUGUUGUACGUCCGUACCUCCACUUAUUGAAAUCAUAUUCAAAGAACACUCCUCACACCAACCACUGCAUCGCUCGCAUGCUGCACCGCUUGGCUGUUGAUCUUAAAAUGGAGGCCCAGAUUUUCCAGCUUUCAGUCUUCAACCUGUUCAACAAGAUCCUGAGUGACCCCGCUGCAGCUGCUUAUAAGGAACUGGUGACCUUUGCCAAGUUUGUGCUGAAUCGUUUUUUUUCUCUGGCGGCUCAAAACAACAAGGCAUAUGUGGAACUGUUGUUCUGGAAAAACGUGGGAGCUGUACGUGAGAUGACUGAGGGCUACGGCAUUGACAGAGAGGAAACAAAGCCGUCGUGGACCGAAGUGGAGGAAGAGGAGUUGCGCAACCUUUACGAGGAGCACCGUCAUUCCGAAGAGCCAGAUAUAGUGGAGACUCUGCUGCCAUUACUCAGCAACAGCAACCGCACUCGCCGCCAUGUAGUGAUGCAGCUGGUGCAUAUGGGUCUGGUGGAAAAUGCUAAAGCACUAAAGAAACCAAAGAAAGGCACCCAGAUUGUUCUUUGGACUGAGGAGCAGGAGGAGGAGCUGCAGAUGCUCUACGAGGAGUACAAAGACUCUGAUGAUGUGCUGGGUAAUCUCCUGAAGAAGCUCACAGCCAAGCGGUCCCGUGCACGUGUGGUGGACAAGCUGCUCAGUAUGGGCUUGGUGUCUGAGAGACGACAACUUUAUAAAAAGAGAAGUCGCAGCGCUCAUGGGAAGAGCUCUGGAAAAGCAAUGACUGAAGAAGAACUAACACAAGGCUUACUAGAUGAUUUUGGUGACCGAGAUGAGGAAGAGGACGAAUCUGAAGAAGAGAGUGAGGAAGAGAAAGACGAAGCGCAAGAAAGUGAGACACAGCAUGUAACAAGGAGGAGCCGGAGCCUUCCCUCCACAGAGGAGAGGGGACCUGAUGUAGGCAGUACAGUGUAUGCUUUACAGCAGGAAGGCCUGUCUGGACCUUUGCUGUGGCUACAAAAUAGUCUAUACAAAACAGCCAUGUACCGAGAUGACGAUGGAUUUUCCCAGGAUGUGCCAUUUGUUCCUUUCGGCGAGGAAAAUGCAGACGCCAUGGAAAACAAGACCUUCCGGAGGCUGUUGCGCAAACUGGGACUUCGACCACCUGCAAAUGAACAGGAAACCUUUUGGAGAAUCCCAGCAGAGAUCAGCGACUCCCAGCUCAAAAGUGCAGCUGCAGCCCUACGACCGAGAGACGAAGUACCUAAAGGAGCCGAGGAGCAAGACAGCUCCAGGAGUCCCAUCGGAGAAUCCCAGGGGGAGGAUGAGGAGGAGAACAAUGAGAAUGAGAAUGAGAAGGAGAAUGAGAAUGAGAGGAAGAAGGAGGAGAGGAAGAAGGAGGAGAGGAAGAAGGAGAAGGAAGAGGGAGAAGUCUCAGUUGAACAUCGAGUUCAGGCUCUGAGAGCUGUGCGGCUCAAACGGCAGAGGAAACGUCACACCUCGGAACAUACAGCUCCUGUGUCAGAUUUCACUCCUUCUGAGGAAACGGACAAUAAUCUUGAGAGGUCCCGGGAGAAGGCAUCAAACAAAAGAAGCAGGUUGUUGGAUGACGAAAAUGAGGAGAAUGGGAAUGACUCCACGAUGGCGACUGCUAUGGAAACCAACGACGGCCCAGAUUCAGACAGGGAGGAUAUCUCUGCCCCUGUAAAGCGUAGACGGAAGUUGGUGUUAAUUGAUGAAGAUGAGGAUUAGUGACUUUGUAAUGGACUGUAAAAGGCAGGGGAGUCAUAAAAGGCCUUUGCUUUGCUCGGAGGUGGAUGCACCCCUCUGGAUGGUCUGUAGUCUAGAGAGCAAAUUUUUUAUAUAUUAGUUGUGGGAAGUAAGUUCUGUUUUUAUUUUUUGUUCAUUGUUCCUUUUAAUCUUUGUGUGUGUGUGUGUGUGUGUGUGCGUGUGCGUGCAUUGUACAGGUAUUGCUGUCAGAGAAAGAAUUGUAUCACAGAAUUUCAUUUAUAACUUUGAGCUGAAGGUUAAUAGUCUCAUUGUUUUAGUACCUUUUUGGUUCUCAGAGUAACAUGUAUGUCUCCUUAAUAAUAAUGAAUAAAAAGCAAUAAUGUCAA
Molecule: messenger RNA, 4331 nt
Organism: Gasterosteus aculeatus aculeatus (three-spined stickleback)
Lineage: Eukaryota; Metazoa; Chordata; Actinopteri; Perciformes; Gasterosteidae
Gene: timeless
Product: timeless circadian clock
Biological process (GO): DNA replication checkpoint signaling; DNA repair; replication fork arrest
Cellular component (GO): replication fork protection complex
Molecular function (GO): DNA binding
Source: RefSeq, a predicted model, not a curated record